AUGAGAGUUCCUUACAUCCCCAACCCUCCACCAACCUCUUCCCCCGAAGAGGAGGCCAUUGUCGCCGCCAUUGCGGCCCGUCGUCACCCUCGUCCUAUCCAGCCACUGGACUUGGCACUGCUGCAUUCCCCUCAUGUUGCCGCCGGCUGGAACACGUUUGUAGGGGCCAUCCGGACAAAGACUUUGCUAGCUGAUGACCUGCGUGAGCUCGCCAUCUGUCGCAUCGCCGUUGUCAAUAGAGCUUGGUAUGAGUGGAUGCACCAUGCCCCGCUAGCUGUCAACAGCGGUGUCACUUCAGAGUCGAUGAAUGAGAUCCUGAAGGAGGCGAGCUUGCUUCGCAGUGAAAGGCCACAUGGCUUUACUGAGAAGCAAUGGGCUGUUUGUGUUGUGGCGGACGAGAUGACGAGGAAUGUGCAAGUUGCUGAUGAGACCUUUGCCUGGCUCAAGUCUUUUGCCAGUCAUCAAGAAGUGGUAGAAGUUGUGGCGACGGUUGCAUGUUACAACUGUGUGAGCCGCUUUCUUGUGGCUUUGGAUGUCGGCGAAAGAAACAAUACUCUUCCAACACCGUUAUAG
Fusarium keratoplasticum is the source of this 573-nucleotide messenger RNA. RefSeq lists its product as uncharacterized. The record is from RefSeq and is a predicted model, not a curated record. Gene Ontology annotation, molecular function: peroxiredoxin activity. NCBI's taxonomy places the organism in Eukaryota, Fungi, Ascomycota, Sordariomycetes, Hypocreales, Nectriaceae. The transcript is spliced from 3 exons. Bases 1 to 573 code for a protein of 190 amino acids.